CGCUCCUCACGCGGGGAUGUGCCGUCUCGCGCUGUCGUCUCGAAAAGGUCUUGUUGCACGCGUGCAAUGCCACCAUUUUGACAUAUUAAAGGAAGAAUAAAAAAAAGGGUUUGUGAUUGUUUUGUGUGAUAGCUUGAAGUUUGAGAAGUGGACCUGCUCUCUCUGCCCUGUUGCAGGACAUGUCCUCACCUGCUAGCGGGACUUUUUAACUAACAGGACAGGACAGGAGCACUGCGUACCUGAAGUGAAACUGCAGGAUGAGACGAGGAGGAGAGGAGAACGACUCGGACAUCACGUUACCGUUCGUGCCAACGGCGUGAGGUACAGGUUUCCACCAUGGAGGAGAAGUUCAACAGACUCAUCUUCAUCCCCAUCGCGGCGGUGCUCUUCUUGAUGAUCGGCUACCAGUAUGUGUGCCCGACGGACAGCAACACCUGCUACUUCAGAAGUGACGAGAAGGGGCUUUUCCAGCGGUAUUCAUCGGGGUUUGAGUUAGUUUACACAGAGCCGGAGGCGGACGAGGACCUUCCUUCCAGAAUCACAUCCAGAUUUAACUUCACGGAGCGGGACCUGGACCGGCACGUCGACUUCAACAUCCGAGGAGACGACGUUAUGGUGUUCCUGCAUAUUCAGAAGACCGGCGGGACGACGUUUGGGCGGCACCUGGUCAAAAACAUCGAGCUGGAGCAGCCCUGCGACUGCAUGCCCGGCCAAAGGAAAUGCACCUGUCACCGGCCAGGUAAAGCCGAGUCGUGGCUCUUCUCCCGGUUCUCCACGGGCUGGAGUUGCGGGUUGCACGCGGACUGGACGGAGCUCACGAGCUGUGUGCCUGUCGUGAUGAACAAGAAGGACAAGAAGAGUGUCCAAAAAAGCAAAAGAAAUUUCUACUACAUCACCAUGCUACGUGACCCUGUGUCACGCUACCUCAGUGAGUGGAAGCACGUGCAGCGUGGGGCAACUUGGAAAACCGCCCUCCACAUGUGUGACGGCCGCCCGCCCACUCAGGAUGAGCUCCCUGCCUGCUACAGUGGUGAUGACUGGACAGGCGUGCCCCUGGCAGACUUCAUGAGCUGCCCUUCUAACUUAGCCAACAACCGGCAGGUUCGCAUGCUGGCUGACCUCAGCCUGGUGGGCUGCUACAACAUGUCCACCGUUAGUGAGCUGGAGCGAGGCCGCGUUCUGCUCGCCAGCGCCAAGGCCAACCUGCGCAACAUGGCUUUCUAUGGCCUGACGGAGUUCCAGCGCAAGACGCAGUACCUGUUCGAGCGGACGUUCGGCCUGCGCUUCAUCCGGGCUUUCACGCAGAUCAACAGCACACGCGCCGCCAGCGUGGGAAUCAGUGAGAAGGUGCGGUGGCGCAUUGAGGGGCUGAACGCCCUUGAUGUGGAGCUGUACGAGUACGCCAAGGAGCUGUUCCUGCGGCGCUACCAGUACAACCGUCAGAAGCAGCACCAGGAGGAGCGUAUGAGGAGGUGGCAGGAGAGGCAGCAGAGGCAACGGCUGCACAGGACCUAUCUGGCUGAGCUGUGGAGACUCGGAGGAGGAGGAGGAGGAGGAGGUGGUGGGGGGGAGGAAGAGGUGAAGGUGUUAGGGGAGGUAAGCACUACAGAGGACUACAGCAGCCAGGUGGUGCGGUGGUGAGGAGAGCACAGGAACUAACAACACCAAUGAACUGACUGAUCGCCGUUUGAUUCAUUGUGCUUUACUCUCCUCCAACUGUCUCCCUCUGCUGUGACUCUGCCAAAACCUCCUGCCCUCAUAGCCUCAUAGCGCUUUGUUGGACUGCCGAAUGGUGUCUUAAUAUUUAUGAUGGAUGUAUUUGUCAUGGCAACAUAAACAUUUUGUAUUGUUUUUUUUCUUAUGGCUAUUUUUGGCACUGCAGUUGUGAAUUUUAUUUAUUUAUUAAUUAGCAAAUGCUUUGAAUGUUCUCAAAGCAGUGAAAAUGUUUCUCAAAUUUCGCUAAUAAUUAGUAGAACUGAAAAAAAUAAUGUGCUACAGGAGGAAGGCCGAUUUUAGUCUCUUUUAAAAAUUGUGAAUGACUUGACUCUGUGUCAUGUUUGUGAUCUAGCGCCGUGUUGAUAAGUGAAAUCUUGUAGUUUGUGGUGUUUGGCUUCAUAAGAAUAUCAAAGCACAAUGUUUGUUAAAGUCUGCAGUGUGUUUUAAGCUGCAAUAUACAGAAACAAUCAAGGCAAUUUCUCACAGGAAAUGUGGUCAAUAAAAAAUAUGCAGCAUCCAGUGGUGUAAAUUUGUCCCUGAUGGA
Molecule: messenger RNA, 2260 nt
Organism: Micropterus dolomieu (smallmouth bass)
Lineage: Eukaryota; Metazoa; Chordata; Actinopteri; Centrarchiformes; Centrarchidae
Product: heparan-sulfate 6-O-sulfotransferase 3-B-like
Exons: 2
Coding region: 337-1641 (434 amino acids)
Cellular component (GO): membrane
Molecular function (GO): heparan sulfate 6-sulfotransferase activity
Source: RefSeq, a predicted model, not a curated record